CGCACUGCCGCCAACAACCUAGGAUGGGAACUCGGACCGGAUCACUUUUGGCUCACUUUCAGUUCGGCGCUGCAGGACUUGGAUGUUAAAAAUUGUUCUGGGAACUUUAGAGUCGGACGUGAUUGAAGCUGCGCUUAUCUCAUAUUUGUGGAUUUAAAAAAAAAAAAAAAAAAAAAACCUGGACUGUGCACCGUCUUCCUCUCCCUCAUAUUCAUCCAGCGUGCGAGGACCUGCGGGCCUCCGGAGCCUCCAUAAAUGCUCGGCCCGUCGCAGAGGCUCCAGGCUGGGCGGCAAGAUGAGCUCCACCGUGCAGCUGCUGCUCGCGUUACUGGCGACGUGUGUGCGACUUGGCGCCGCCGAGGGGGAUCCGCUUCCUGCAGCCCUGGUGGAGCUGGUUAGACACAGUCCCAUCUCGUCCAUUGAGGACCUUCAGCUGCUUCUGCUCUCUGAUUCCGUAGAUGAUGAUGAGGGAAACUCGGCAGCAAAUGGAGGUCACAGACUACCAAGGAGCCUCGUCGCCCAGCCAGCGCAGCAAGCUGUGUGUAAAGUUCGCACUGAGGUGGUGGAGAUCACCAGGGCAAUGUUAGACCGUAGCAACGCCAACUUCCUGCUGUGGCCGCCAUGUGUGGAGGUGCAGCGCUGCUCCGGCUGCUGCAACACCAAAAGCCUGCAUUGCGUCCCCGUGGUCACACACACCAGAUACCUGCAGGUCAUGAAGAUCGAGUACAUAAAUAAAAGACCUACUUACGCCAAAGCCGUGGUGUCGGUGAUCGACCACGUUGAGUGCCGAUGUCAGCCUGCUCAGCGACAGUCGGUGCUGAAGAGAAAGUCGUCUCGCCGCCAUCACAAGGACCAGCAUCGCAACCAGACACUAAGCCGAGGACAUGAACAUGUGAAAGUGCACACCAAGGAUGAGCUGCAUCAGUGGGAUGAGCUGAAGCAGAACCAGGGUUCCCUCCUGGUGGACCUCCUGGAGCAACACUGGAGCCCGAGAGGAGACACUUUCACUCAGCCUGGAGAAGGCUACAGUAUCGCAGGAGAGGAAGCAUCUCGACCUGAGGAGGUUCUGUUUGGCCCACAAUGGACGCAUAACUCCACAGGGGUCAUUGCGACUAAGAAGGAGAUGACUUUAGGCAACAAGACCGGUUCUUCCGUGGAUCAUGUUGGCUCGGAUAAGACACUGGGAGAUGGAAAGGGAUUGGGCAGUAAUGAGGGCACCACGGGUGAAGGCCCUCAAACGCACAGCCCGUCAUGGCAGGACGAACAAAACCCAUUCUUAAAACCUGUUACUCAGAAACCUCAAGUUUCCAAGUGGAGUCCUCAUGAGGAAACUGUGGCGAGGUUCGGGAGCAGGAUGAGACCCACCAAAGAGCCAAACCCGGAGCCUCGGGAAGCGACCAGGCGGAAGGACAACAAGACGCCGGAGGAAGUGAGAAUAUUGCAGAUGGCGGAGAAAAGCCUCAAGGAGGAGAGGAAGGAGCUGCUCCUCCUGCACAAGAGGUUGGACCAAGAGAAGGAGAUACUAAAACAGCAGCAAAAGAAACGAGGGGAGGAAGAACAACACGCUCGUAGUCGACAUCGGCAUCUGCAGACUACCAUGCCGUCGCCAGAGUCGACGCCAAUGGUCACUAAGCAGCAUUCGUCAGCUCCGCCAGGGCCCGGACCUCCAGCGCAUCCCAAGAAAAGGAUGAGAAAGAAUCGCAAACGGAUAAGCAAGGCAGCAAUGAGAGCGAUGCUAAUGUAAAAGGUUUUAAGAAUCCAGGUUCCAAUCUGUGAGAAGCCAUAACUCAGCCUGCAUGGAAUGAGGGGGAGGAAGAGAAAUGGAUAUGAGUAUUUUAUUUUUAUUUUUAGCAUACAUUGCAAGCAAGCAGCCAAAGACUUUAGGGAAAAAAAGUGUGCUGAAUCUCCUGCCUGUGUGCAAAACUGGAGAAAGCAGUGCAACUUCUCUACAUGGACCCUUUUGUUGAUGUCAUUGCACUUAAUGAAAAGGACUUGUAAAUACUACUAAAUGCAGUUUUCUAGCCCUCUGUAGCGCAGGUCGGUGAGUCCGCUUUAUUAUGAGAGGGUUGGAGUCCUUGAAAGUCGACUAAAGACAUCAUUUAUUUACCAUUGAUGACUUUUAGUUGCCAUAUUUAAUUCCAUCUAACACGUUGAAAACACUGGAAUUAAACCGACAAGCCAAGUGAAAGGUGACCAUGUUA
Entelurus aequoreus (snake pipefish) is the source of this 2201-nucleotide messenger RNA. It is a transcript of the gene pdgfbb, whose product is annotated as platelet-derived growth factor beta polypeptide b. Gene Ontology annotation, biological process: positive regulation of MAP kinase activity; platelet-derived growth factor receptor signaling pathway; positive regulation of cell migration. The record is from RefSeq and is a predicted model, not a curated record. The coding region runs from base 296 to 1744 and encodes 482 amino acids. Lineage: Eukaryota; Metazoa; Chordata; Actinopteri; Syngnathiformes; Syngnathidae. Gene Ontology annotation, cellular component: membrane. Gene Ontology annotation, molecular function: platelet-derived growth factor receptor binding; growth factor activity. The transcript is spliced from 8 exons.